Molecule: messenger RNA, 822 nt
Organism: Cercospora beticola
Lineage: Eukaryota; Fungi; Ascomycota; Dothideomycetes; Mycosphaerellales; Mycosphaerellaceae
Product: oxidase ustYa family protein
Biological process (GO): mycotoxin biosynthetic process
Source: RefSeq, a predicted model, not a curated record
AUGUCUUCUCAAGCAUAUCAACAACUACCUAUCGUCGAAGAGAAGGGAUCUUGGGAAGUCUCAGAUUCCCAACACUGGCCUUCACGGGUCACGGCCUCAAAUACAAUUUCCGCUACGACAUGCCUGAUACUAUGUCUGCUCUCCUCAGCUGUGUCAAUGGUGGCUGGCUACUUCCUCGCCUCGCGGAUACAGGACUCAGAAUGCUUUCGAAGACAUAGCGUAUACUCUCCCGCGAUCUCCUCGAUCGAUACCUCAUACCACAACGUCCUCUUCAAUGGCACGAUCUCGGAGGACUCGCCUUACAGAGGAGAACCACAUCCUUCCAUCGACGCAGCGUGGCAUGAUUUGAUGAAUUUCAACCUAACAUACAUCACCGGCGACGAGCUCGCGCAAAUACCCGGCCAUCUCGACUCGAUCCGCAUGCCACCAGAAGCCGGCAUCCCAGACUCAUACGUCGGCUCUCUAGAAGUCUUCCACCAGCUACAUUGCGUGAACAUGCUCCGUAAAACCAACAUCUGGAACUACGACUACUACAAUUCCACCGGACACUUCUCCGAUCCUCUCGACCUACAAAAAGAACACUUUGGGCACUGCAUCGACAUGCUACGACAAGUCCUCAUGUGCAACGCAGAUGUCGGCAUUGUGACAUUCAGAUAUGUGGAAGAUAACCCACGACCUUAUCCCAAUUUCAACAAUUGGCACUCGUGUCGGAAUUGGGAUAGCAUCAUGGAAUUCGCGGAUAGUAGGAGAGUCGGAAAAGACUGGGAUCGAAACUAUCUGCAUAGACAAGAGGAUGAGAAGGUGUGGAGUGUGCCGCCUUAG